Acipenser ruthenus (sterlet) is the source of this 4927-nucleotide messenger RNA. RefSeq lists its product as uncharacterized. The record is from RefSeq and is a predicted model, not a curated record. NCBI's taxonomy places the organism in Eukaryota, Metazoa, Chordata, Actinopteri, Acipenseriformes, Acipenseridae. The coding region runs from base 237 to 4166 and encodes 1309 amino acids. The transcript has 16 exons.
AUAAUAAUAAUAAUAAUAAUAAUAAUACAGUAGGCUUCUCUAUAUAUUACAGAACUUUUAACAUUGGCGUCCGUUCUGUGAAUAUUUACUGCUCACCCUGGAUCACGACAUCAUAGACUUUAUGAUGAGCCAUGACAUCAUAAUAGCAGCGAGGUUACUGCGUGAAAAAGCAGAGUUGAGUUUGUUGUGAGAUAAGAAUGUAGGAGCUGGGGGUUGAGUUUAUUAGCGGCGUUAACAUGGCUUUUUCGCCGACUUAUUUAUUGUUUUUCCUCGUCAUUUGCAUUGGCAUUACCAGCAGAGGCGGUUCUUCAGGAUUUGCAGAUUGCACCACCAUUGCAGAUUCAAGUACGAAAACUAGCGUUGGGAAACCUGCAGCACUGAAGAGAAAUGACAAGAUCUUUAUAAACAAAAGGAAACUCCAAACGGACAUUGCAAUGGAUGAUGUAGCAACGUCUCCUGGAGACCUCGCAACUGCAGCCCCCCAAACCACCCCACCCCUACAAGGGAGAGUCGAUGAGCAGGGACGUUUCGAUGCAGUCUUUCAGGACCCAAGCCAGGGUGCUGGCCAGUACGAAGAGCUGCUAAAAGACAUUGUAGCUCAUCUAGAGGGGAUUAUAGGAGAACCUCCCCAGAUACCACCGGUGCCCAAAAACACAGACAGCAAGUUCCUUAUAUUGGAGAUGAUACUGAGAGAGCUACACAAUCAUUGUAAAAUUACAGCCGGAAAACUCAAGGAGAAGGAAGUGGAUAAGAGAAAUUUCGAACGUGUUUUAGCCUCUAUACUGGAGGAGCUUGAGGCAUGGAGUUCAGCUUUGUCUCAGCCACCUGUAACGUUAGGCAGCCAAGGAAAUGCCACCACAUCAACCAGAGACAAAGAAUCGGACAGCACAUCAACCAGAGACAAAGAAACGGACAGCACAUCAACCAGAGACAAAGAAACGGACAGCACAUCAACCAGAGACAAAGAAACGGACAGCACAUCAACCAGAGACAAAGAAACGGACAGCACAUCAACCAGAGACAAAGAAACGGACAGCACAUCAACCAGAGACAAAGAAACGGACAGCACAUCAACCAGAGACAAAGAAACGGACAGCACAUCAACCAGAGACAAAGAAACGGACAGCACAUCAACCAGAGACAAAGAAACGGACAGCACAUCAACCAGAGACAAAGAAACGGACAGCACAUCAACCAGAGACAAAGAAACGGACAGCACAUCAACCAGAGACAAAGAAACGGACAGCACAUCAACCAGAGACAAAGAAACGGACAGCACAUCAACCAGAGACAAAGAAACGGACAGCACAUCAACCAGAGACAAAGAAACGGACAGCACAUCAACCAGAGACAAAGAAACGGACAGCACAUCAACCAGAGACAAAGAAACGGACAGCACAUCAACCAGAGACAAAGAAUCGGACAGCACAUCAACCAGAGACAAAGAAACGGACAGCACAUCAACCAGAGACAAAGAAACGGACAGCACAUCAACCAGAGACAAAGAAACGGACAGCACAUCAACCAGAGACAAAGAAACGGACAGCACAUCAACCAGAGACAAAGAAACGGACAGCACAUCAACCAGAGACAAAGAAACGGACAGCACAUCAACCAGAGACAAAGAAACGGACAGCACAUCAACCAGAGACAAAGAAACGGACAGCACAUCAACCAGAGACAAAGAAACGGACAGCACAUCAACCAGAGACAAAGAAACGGACAGCACAUCAACCAGAGACAAAGAAACGGACAGCACAUCAACCAGAGACAAAGAAUCGGACAGCAUACACACUGAAUCAAGUGACCAAGCAGAAUCAUCUGAAUCUACUAAACCAAGUGACCAAGCAGAAUCAUCUGAAUCUACUAAACCAAGUGACCAAGCAGAAUCGUCUGAAUCUACUAAACCAAGUGACCAAGCAGAAUCAUCUGAAUCUACUAAACCAAGUGACCAAGCAGAAUCAUCUGAAUCUACUAAACCAAGUGACCAAGCAGAAUCAUCUGAAUCUACUAAACCAAGUGACCAAGCAGAAUCAUCUGAAUCUACUAAACCAAGUGACCAAGCAGAAUCAUCUGAAUCUGCUAAACCAAGUGACCAAGGAGAAUCAUCUGAAUCUGCUAAACCAAGUGACCAAGCAGAAUCAUCUGAAUCUACUAAACCAAGUGACCAAGGAGAAUUGUCUGAAUCUACUAAACCAAGUGACCAAGCAGAAUUGUCUGAAUCUACUAAACCAAGUGACCAAGCAGAAUUGUCUGAAUCUACUAAACCAAGUGACCAAGCAGAAUCGUCUGAAUCUACUAAACCAAGUGACCAAGCAGAAUCGUCUGAAUCUACAAUAUCAAGUGGCAAAGACACAUCCAUUAGAACUAUUAAAUCAAAAGACAACACAUCCUCUGAAUCUGCUAAAUCAGAUGACCAAGUGUCAAGUAUCGAAGCAGCAUCUACUGAAGCUCCUGCACCAGAUGUUUCCUCAGGUUCUGAGGAGUCUGAGUCUUCAGAAACCACCCAUCUCUCACCAGAGCUUAUUAGUCUAGAGAAUUCAGAGACAGAGGCAAUCGACGACAUUAUAAAAGAUGAUGAGGAUACUGAAGAAGCGAGAACGGAAGAAGAGCCGGUGAGUAUCAAUGUACAGGCUGGCAUGAGAAAGACCCAGAUGUCCCUGCAGGAAGAAACCGCACAGAAAGUUGAUAUACCACCUCUCCUGCCCAACCAAGAGCCUGUGGAAACUACUGAAGAGAGUACCACUUCCCAAGUGACAGAGAGCACAGAGCCCUCAGUGACAGCACAGAUAUCAGCUAACAUCACCGGCUACCCGUUACUUAGAGCUCAGCCAAAUAUGGAAGAAAUGGACAUUGAAGGUAUCCCAGUGCGCAUGGAGGAGGAGGAGGGGGGUGUGAAGUUGACAGCUCUUGAGUGGCUGGUGGAUAAUGUCUUCAUUGUCUUGGGAGUGGUGCUCCUCGUUUUCCUCUUGGUUCUGGGUUUCCUCAGCUUCUCCAUCUGCACCCUGACAGACAAGAAGGACUCAUCCUCACGAUUAUCUGAAAUCCUAGUCAUUAAAAAUGAAGGUGACGACAGGGUGGACAAAAAGUACGUUAUGGGCCGCAUUGGGAAGCAGCGAGGAGCCUCCACGGCACUGGAACAGCUUGAGAAACAGGAUAGACGUCUAGCUCACCUCAGACCCAUUCCAGGGGGCCAGCUUCCCUCAGACAGGCCCUCCGCCUCCUCCACUAUCUACAGCGAGCCCAACUCCCGUGCUUCCUCCAGGCAAGUGGCCUCUGACGGCGAGCAGCAAUCGACUUCCAGGAUCUGGUUCACUGACACCGAUCUUCCCUCAAACGUGUCUCCCGAGAGCUGGGCGGCUGAAACUGACCUUCCCUCAAACGUGUCUCCCGAAAGCUGGGUGGCUGAAACUGACCUUCCCUCAAAUGUGCCUCCCGAGAGCGAGGUGACUGAAACCGACCUUCCCUCAGAAGUGCCUCCUGAGAGCGAGGAAACUGAAACCGACCUUCCCUCAGACAUGCCUCCUGAGAGCGAGGCAACUGAAACCGACCUUCUCUCAAACAUGCCUCCUGAGAGCGGGGUGACUGAAACCGACCUUCCCUCAGACAUGCCUCCUGAGAGCGAGGUGACUGAAACCGACCUUCUCUCAAACAUGCCUCCUGAGAGCGGGGUGACUGAAACCGACCUUCCCUCAGACAUGCCUCCUGAGAGCGAGGUGACUGAAACCGACCUUCUCUCAAACAUGCCUCCCGAGAGCGGGGUGACUGAAACCGACCUUCCCUCAGACAUGCCUCCUGAGAGCGAGGCGACUGAAACCGACCUUCUCUCAAACAUGCCUCCUGAGAGCGGGGUGACUGAAACCGACCUUCCCUCAGACAUGCCUCCUGAGAGCGAGGUGACUGAAACCGACCUUCCCUCAGACAUGCCUCCCGAGAGCGGGGUGACUGAAACCGACCUUCCCUCAGACAUGCCUCCCGAGAGCGGGGCGACUGAAACCGACCUUCCCUCAGACAUGCCUCCCGAGAGCGAGGUGACUGAAACUGACCUUCCGUCAGACAUGCCUCCCGAGAGCGAGGCGACUGAAACCAACCUUCACUCAGACAUGCCUCCCGAGAGCGAGGCGACUGAAACCGACCUUCACUCAGACAUGCUUCCCGAGAACUGAAACCAAGCAACUCUCAAGGGUCUCAUCGAUGAACUGUGUCACCGAACCUGCUCUCCCCUCCCCCCAUCUGAGGAGGAUGCCCACCAAUGUGAAUGACUGCCUCUGUCAGAAGCUUCUAUCCUCUGGAAUUAGUAAACUCCAACGCCGUAUUGAAAGAAUCUGUUUGCUAUCAUGCCAGCAAUAAAAUAUACAGAAAUAAAUAUGUCAUGUCUGGGAUUUCGUGUUGGUAUAAUGUGUCUGAGGUGAUGAGUGCACAGGACUAAAAGGAAACAUUAUUAUUAUUAUUAUUAUUAUUAUUAUUAUUAUUAUUAUUAUUAUUAUUAUUAUUAUUAAUUAGUUAUUUAGCAGACACUUAUGUAAAGCAACUGUGCAUCAACAACUUCUGCUGCAGAGUCACAUACAGUAGGUGCUUGGUUUUCCGUCUUAUCUGAAGGACGGAGCACAAGGAGGUUAAGCGACUUACUCAGGGCCACACACAGUGAGGCAGUGUCUGAGCCGGGAUUUGAACUGGGAAUCGUGAUGUAAACACUCCCAUUACAUUGAUACUGGGAGGGGGAGGGGGGUAUAGCAUGAAAAACAGUUAUCAUUUUAAAAGUUUACCACAACACAUUCACAUGGUCAUGUUUGUUUCUAUGCUUUGCUGUAAAGCACAAUUUGUGAAACGAAUCCUGAUUUUAACUGUUUUAUUUCGGUUUUGUACAAAUAUUAAUAUCAUUCACAACAUGUUAGAUUAAACCGGUUUAUUAUAUUACUAAUUUGCC